UACACAGUCAAUAUAAACUAUUUGGAUAACUUCUGUUAUUUCCGAUCACCGUGCGUCUACGUCAACUUUGACGUUUGUCGGAUACAAAUUUAGGGAGUUUCUUCGCUAACACUGUGUUUAUGGACGACAAUUGACAUUGAACAUACAACUAUAUCAAAAAAGGUAGAUACAGAAAGGAAGGAAAUUUAGACAGCUUUAGUUUGGUUUUAAAGUGACAGGUCAUUCUGUCACUAUGGCUACAGGAGGGAAUAUGAAAGAUCCGGCAGUUGCUAAGAAACUGUUUGAAAACCUGCAGAGUGAUCUACGCUUACUGUCUACAGAGGGAAAGAGAAAACAUCCCAAUGUUAAAGAGGCUUCAGAACAAGUUCAGCUUAAACUUAGAACAAUAUCAGCAAAAACAGAGGAUGCUCUUUCAGGUCUAGUGUCAGCAAGUGCAGAUAUUUUACAGCCAUUUAUGUUAGGUUGUGAAACAAAGAAUGUGAAGUUGAUUCAGAUAUCUCUUACUGCAGUGCAGAGAUUGAUCUCACAUGAGGCAAUAUCUAUUAAAGCAGCAGACAAUAUUUUGACUUUACUGUGGGGACUGAUGGAGGGUGGACAAGAGGAGCUUAAACUGUUACAGACAGCCAUCUUACUGAUAACUACAAAUUUUGUUGUGCAACAUGAAUCAUUAGCUAAGGCAAUGGUGUUAUGUCUCCGGCUACAUUUUACGAAGGACAGUACGACCAACAAUACAGCGGCAGCAGCCAUCAAACAUCUUGUCAGUAUAGUGUUUGAACGUGUCAUUGCUGAAGAUAAGAUUCAUUCACAAGAAAAGUUGGAGAGUAUGUCAGAGGAAGAGUUGAAGAAAGGGACAAACAAGGCACCACACUCCCUGAGACCAUGUGCUGGCGAUGCUUAUCUUCUUUUCCAGGAUUUAUGUCAGCUAGUGAAUGCUGAUCAGCCAUUCUGGCUUGUUGGUAUGACAGAAAUGACAAGGACUUUUGGACUGGAACUUCUCGAGUCUGUACUGUCUGCCUUCCCAAUGAUUUUCUCAAAGCACAAAGAAUUCAGCUUUUUACUGAAGGAGCGUGUAUGUCCACUAGUGAUUAAAUUGUUUUCUCCAAGCUUGAAGUACAGACAAGGUAUUCCAUCACCACCAUCACCAAUACCUGCAGAGAAACCAUUCUUCCCUAUAGUGAUGCGUCUGCUACGUAUUGUAUCAUCACUUAUACAGUUUUACUAUAACUUACUUACUACAGAAUGCGAGAUUUUCCUGUCAUUGUUGGUGAAAUUUCUAGAACCAGAAAAACCUACCUGGCAAAGAUGUCUUGCCUUGGAAGUUCUGCAUAAACUUUUUGUUCAGGCAGAAUUGGUCAAAUCAUUUUGUUUGAGCUAUGACAUGAAACCACAUUCAACAAAGAUAUUCCGGGAUAUGAUCAAUGGUAUAGGGGCGUUUAUUCAGUCACAGUUCAUGAAUCCACCAGGAGGACCUGCUGCCCAAGCACCAAAACCAGGAGAUAUUCAGGGCAGUCCACCCUCAUUGGUUGCUGGAAUGCCAGUUGGGGGCGGAGUCUCACCACAGCCCGCCUUCAUGUACAGAGGGGUGUGGAUUCCUCUGAUUCUUGUCAUUCCACAGGGGCAGACUAGACCUACAUUUAGUAACCUAGGUGGAGAAGUACCAAAAGACGCCUUUACCUAUGUACUGUCCUACGACAAGUACAUGUUUAGUUUGGAGAUGUUGGACAAAGUUGACCCCCCUACAGUGCCAGAUGGGUAUGGCCUAUCUGUUGGUUUCUACUGUUUGGUUGAGGCAGUUAGGACUAUUCAAUUUUUGGUUGAAGGGGAGUAUGGUAACAAAUUAGAAAAGGCAAAAGAGAAAAAAGUAACUCAAUCAGAAGAACAAGAGGAAAGUGGACAAGCAAAAAGUGAAGAGGAGAAGAAUUUAUACGAAGAGCUAGUGAACUCAUCUUGGUGCGGGAUGCUCGCUGCACUAGCAUUGUUACUGGAUGCCAGCACUGAUGAAAGUGCUACAGCGUCUGUAUUGAAGUGUAUGGAAGCUUAUAUCAGUCUGUGUGGGAAGUUGGAAAUGUCAACACCUAGAGACGCUUUCAUCACUGCCCUUUGUAAAGCCUCCUUACCACCACAUUAUGCCCUGACAGUUCUUAAUACACAUGGAAAUAUGCCACAGAAAGGACACAUAAGAUCUCCCAGUCAGGAUUUACAGUCUACCCAUUUAGAGGCUAAUGAAAGAUCCCAGGUGGUUGCAGUAGGGACACCAUUGCCCACAGCAGCUCUUCCUGUAGGGGCACACCAGGGGCCAGUUAUGUUGACUGCGAAGAACAUUCAGUGUAUGAGGUCAUUACUGGCUGUUGCUCAUUGUCAUGGGGGUGUUCUUGGAACAGCCUGGCAUCUCGUUUUAACCACUCUACAGCAUCUUGUAUGGAUCCUGGGUUUGAAACCAUCCAGUGGUGGCAGUCUGAAGGCCAGUCAGCCGGACUCGACAGGUGCUGUCAUAACAACAGCAGUAAUGGCUGACCUUCCUGUUCUCUCAUCCAUGCUGUCGAGACUGUUCGAGAGUUCACAGUAUUUAGAUGAUGUUGCAUUACAUCACCUUAUUGAUGCCUUGUGUAAGCUGUCAGCAGAAUCUAUGGACCUUGCUUAUUCAAAUAGGGAACCAUCAUUGUUUGCUGUUGCUAAGUUACUGGAGACUGGUUUAGUGAACUUGUCGAGAGUGAAAUUUUAUGGCGACCAGUCACAGCACAUCUAUUAGA
Molecule: messenger RNA, 2750 nt
Organism: Ruditapes philippinarum (Manila clam)
Lineage: Eukaryota; Metazoa; Mollusca; Bivalvia; Venerida; Veneridae
Product: protein MON2 homolog
Source: RefSeq, a predicted model, not a curated record